Molecule: messenger RNA, 1731 nt
Organism: Coniosporium apollinis CBS 100218
Lineage: Eukaryota; Fungi; Ascomycota; Dothideomycetes
Exons: 3
Coding region: 1-1731 (576 amino acids)
Source: RefSeq, a predicted model, not a curated record
AUGGAGCCACUCGGAGUAACAGCGAACAUUAUCGCUAUCGUCGACCUGUCUGCGAAGAUCGCUUCGCUCUGCGUCCAGUACCCCCUCGCCGUCAAGGAUGCUAAAAACGAUAUCGAACGCCUCCGAGGGGAGGUUAACAGCGUCACCGAUGUGCUUCGAGGAGUCGAGCGGCUGCUCUAUAGGCCGGACAGCGCGCAGCUCUCGGCUUCCCAGAAGUUGCGCGACGCGCUUAAGGAUUGCUUCACACAGCUGACAGAGCUGAAGAAGGGACUGGAUCCGGGGAAGACACGCAAGGCUAUGAGCCGGUUCGGCGUUCGAGCUUUGAAGUGGCCCUUCGAGAGCAAGGAGGUGGAUAAGGUCGUGAGAAAUCUCGAAAGAUGCAAGCAGACGGUCUCUCUAGCUCUGCAAGUCGACCAAACCGCGCUCAUUCUCGGCAUCAACCAGAAGAUCGACUUAGCCAAACUACCUUCUGCCAAGGGGGCAUCUUUCGACUCGCACCUAGAUGAGCACGACGCAAGAUGUCUUCCUAACACUAGAGUUAACCUGCGUCGCCAGAUUGCGGAGUGGGUUGAGGACAGGCAAGGCAGAUGCAUAUUCUGGCUGAACGGUAUGGCUGGCACGGGGAAGUCUACCUUCUCUCGGACUAUUGCCCAAUCUUUCGCCGACAAAGGUCAGCUAGGAGCUAGCUUCUUCUUUAAGAGAGGCGAAGGCGACCAUGGUAAUGCCGCCAGAUUUUUCACCACCAUCGCAGCUCAACUAGUAAUUAAGGUGCCUGGUUUGAUACCAUGUAUUAGGGAAGCGAUCGACGCCGACCCUGCCAUUUCCGAAAAGACUCUGAAAGAGCAGUUUGAGAAGCUUAUCCUCCAGCCUCUGUCUGAGAUGAAGCGCGUUCCUCCGCAGGCUUCGAAACUAGUUAUAGUGGUUGACGCAUUGGACGAACCAGAGCUGCCGAUUCGCCUCGGCUUCAAGGAUAUGUCAGGAGGCACGUAUCAGGAUCUGGUUCUCCACGAGAUACCUAAGGCAACGAUCGAGCAUGAUAUAUCCGCUUUUCUGAAACACGAAUUCACGGAGAUAAGAGCGGAGCAUUCGAAGAUAAGACCUCAGCAUCUGCUGUCCCCAGAUUGGCCCGGGGAAAGCAACAUCCAAGCUCUGGUUGAGAUGGCGAUUCCCCUGUUUAUCUUCGCCGCCACCGUAUGUCGUUUCGUUGGAGAUCAAAGAGGGAACCCGAAAAAGCGCCUGGCCAGUAUACUUGAGUAUCAAACCGCAAGCUGGGCGUCCAAGCUCGACAGAACGUAUCUCCCAAUCCUGGAACAGCUACUUCUUGAUCAAGACGAGGCAGAGAAAGAGAGCCGGGCCAGAGAGUUCCGAGAGGUAGUUGGGGCAGUCGUCCUCCUUGCCGAUCCGCUCUCCAUUAUUUCACUUGCGAGCCUCCUUAACAUCCCAGAGGAGGACGUCAAUUGCAGCCUAGACUCAUUGCAUUCCGUUCUCAGCAUUCCUACCAACCGAGACGCUCCCGUAAGACUUCUACAUCUUUCUUUCCGCGACUUCCUCCUCGAUCCUCAGAAACGUGGAAAGAGCCCAUUCUGGAUAGAUGAGGCCAAGACGCACGAGAGAAUAGCCAGCAAAUGCCUUCAACUACUGUCUAGACCCAACUGCCUAAAGGAGAACGUUGCUGAAUCACGUGAUUUUGUUAGCGCGCCUCCCACGCGUGGGCUUCAAAUGCUAGCGUGA